Medioppia subpectinata is the source of this 490-nucleotide messenger RNA. NCBI's taxonomy places the organism in Eukaryota, Metazoa, Arthropoda, Arachnida, Sarcoptiformes, Oppiidae. The record is from the annotation of a GenBank genome assembly.
AUGAUAAAAGGCGAAGAGAUGGGCAACCAUUACUGGGAACACGACUCCCGGUUCCGGUGCGUUAAAAUCACCUUGAUAGUGAUUCACACGUUGGCCAUUAUAUUUCUCGUCAUCGCCACUGUCCUAUUCUUUGCCGCACUAAACGUGGUAAUGGACGCCGAAAAAAAAAUGGUUGGCACGUUUAUGGGCGUAUUCUUGGCGGUGUGUCUGAUCCUCGAGAUCAUUGCGCUAAUAGGCAUAAUCAAGGAGAACAAAACAAUCGUGUUUGUUUACGCGGCGCUGGGCAUUAUUGGCACUAUUAAUAACCUGGUGAACGGCAUUAUUACCGGCCUAUUCAGCGCCGUUACGGUCGGUCUGACCGCAUAUUAUGGUUAUAUGAUUGUCAAACGCGAUCGCGGAAUGGUUUAAACCGUCCCAUGUUUUAAUUAUGUUAUAUUUUAAUAGUUUAGAUGCUUUCAUAUAUUGUAUUGCUCCCAAUAGUUGAUUGUGG